Molecule: messenger RNA, 2367 nt
Organism: Triticum turgidum subsp. durum (durum wheat)
Lineage: Eukaryota; Viridiplantae; Streptophyta; Magnoliopsida; Poales; Poaceae
Source: the annotation of a GenBank genome assembly
AUGAGACACCUUUUCGGAACAUGGAAAGGAGUGUUUUCUCCGGCUUCACUGCAAAUGAUUGAGAAGGAACUUGGUUUUCAAUCAUCUACUAAUGGGUCAUCAGGUGCUGCACCAUCGAAGGCCGAUUCUCCAUCCCAGCGCCCAUCCCACAGCAUACAUGGGAUUCUGGGAGCCGGUGCCAAGACACCUAUAAUUUCUGAUGCUGAUGAUGUUAUCGAAAGGGGUAAUAGGAUUGGAAUUGAUAAAGGCACAGGGAGACGACUGGAUACUCUGAACUCUAGGCCUCGUGCUCAGAAGGAUACUUUUAGUAACCCCAUUCAUGAAAAGCCAGACAGAGAUGUGAGGGGCCCUGGAAUUGCGGGAGCUGGUCAAGUUCGCUCAAAGCCCAAAGGCCAAGAUGGAAUUGUGGGUUCAUAUUACACUGGAGGUGUUGGUUCCCCUGAAGAAAUAUUUGACAGACGCAACCAUUUUAAUUCUGAUAGGAUUGGUAGAUUGUCAUCAUCUGAUAAAAGCUGGAAGAACUCUGAGGAAGAAGAGUACAUCUGGGACGACAUACGUUCUCAAGGAGCAGAUUAUGGAGGUGCCAGUUCUGCAAGAAAAGGAGAACCCUUGGCUGAUGAUGUCAAUAUUAGAAGCUUCCAUAGGGCUAAUUGGGCAGAGCCUGCAGACCCGUUGGACCCUGACUUCCACAAACAAGAUACCAUCCCAAGAUUUGGACAUCCAACAAGCCAAGACAGAAGACUUGCACCGUACAUGGAUCAUGCAGAGUAUCUUCAUAGUAAGCGUGAGGGGGACCCAAGAAUUGAUAGGGAAAUGUGGCCUGAAGGACAACCGUUCCCGGAAUCUCGUGGCUCCUCUGUAUGGUUAUCCCAGGAAAAACCUCGUCCAGACAUUGGGCGGGAUCCCAGGAUUUCAAGGUUUUCUAAUCAAUCACCAAGCAUCACUUCAUCUGUACCUGUUGGAUUAUCAGCGCCCUAUGCUGGACGAUCAAGCCUUGAAAGUGCAAAACAAAAAUAUUGGCCACCUUCCUCGCCACCUCUCCAGGCACGUGAGAGCUCCCCAAGUUCCUCGGAGCAUGACAUUUAUGCUUCCAGGCCAUUUCUGCCAUUGGGUCAAAAUCCCCAGGAAGAGCAUAACCAAAGAGCUCAUACCUUGCCUCAAAAUUCUGCGAAUUCUCAGGGUCGGCCUAGUCUGCAAGCAGCUCUGUCACAGGCUUCUCAGCAGACUCAAAAGCACCCUGCUGUGCAGUCAAAGCCACAUCCGAAGCCAUUUCAUCAACCCUUUUCACAAGAAAAUUCCUCAUCGCUAUUUAGACCGUCUGUCCAUCUGCCUCUGUCUACCGGAAUGGAAGAGCAGUCUGAAGAGGUGUCCUUGCCCAGUGGUUCCGCACAUGCAAAGUCAGAUCAGAUAAGUGCUAGUAAUUUGUUGGCCGGUCUUUUUAAGGGUGGAUUCAUACCAAACACAAGUGAUCACGCUGUCCCACAUUCACAUGGGUUGGCAUCUCUUCCAUCUUCCUCCGCCAGCGAAAAUGCCCCUUCGAAGCCUCAUGCACCAAACUCUCUCCGCCCACCUUUGCCGCCAGGUCCGCCACCAACACAGAGUGCUGAGAAAGCUGCUGCACCACUGUCAAGUCUUCUCAGUUCUCUGGUUGCAAAGGGCCUAAUUUCUUCACCGUCCACCGAUUCGUCUGCUGUUGCAAGAAAGCCCAGUAAAUCAAGUCUGAGCACAUCAGAUGUCAGUGCUUCAGCUCCACCUCCACCAAUCGUCCAGCCUUCAGUUGCUAAGGAGACACCUGCCCCUAUAAAAGCUUUGUUGCCCAAACCUCCUGUAGUCGAGAUGGCUGACCUAAUCGGCCUCGAGUUCAAGCCAGUGGUGCUUCGCGAGCACCGUACAGAGGUGGUCAACAGACUCUUUGAUGACCAAAGCCAUCAAUGCAGAAGAUGUGGUUUAAGAUUCAGACUUGAAGAUGAGCUCAGUGCACACACUGCCUGCAAUGGACCAGAGGAGGCUAGAAAUACUGGCAUCGCACCUGAAAGAUGGUACCCUAGCAAGAGCCGCUGGAUUGACAGAUUACCUGAACCGCAGAGCAUCUUCCUGGACUCUGCAUCUGAUUCAGACCUGGGAACCGCAGAGGAAGCUUGUGAGUUUAUGGUCCCUGCAGAUGAGAGCCAGAUUAUCUGCUGUCUUUGUGGGGAGCAGUUUGAUGACAUGUAUUCCAUCGAUAGGAGCGAGUGGAUGUACAAGGAUGCUGUGUAUUAUGAUCGCUCAAAGGCAGAAGGUGGCAGCUCCCAAAGUAAAGAGCUCGCACCCAUAGUCCAUGCAAGAUGUAUGCCAGGAAUCUCAAACGAUGGCAUGCAGGUGGAUUAG